AUGAUCUUCACACGUGACGACUAUACGGUCGCCUGGAUCUGCGCCUUGCCGCUGGAAAUGGCGGCCGCGAAGGCCAUGCUGGACGAGGUUCACCCUCCGCUCCCCCAGCCAGAAACCGACCACAAUGUCUACACACUUGGGAGGGUUAGCAACCACAAUGUGGUGGUGGCUUGUCUGCCUGGCGGUGUCUAUGGGACGAUAUCCGCUACAGCUGUGGCAUCACAUAUGGUCUCUACCUUUCGGAGUAUCCGGUUUGGAUUGAUGGUGGGUAUUGGAGGCGGAGUCCCGAGCCAAAGUGCUGAUGUUCGCCUUGGCGAUGUUGUAAUCAGCAAGCCAACUGCCACUUCAAGUGGUGUUAUUCAAUAUGACUACGGCAAGACACUUCGUGGCGGACGAUUUCAGCACAUCGGGUCACUUAAUAAACCUCCUCCAGUGUUGUUGAAGGCCGUAUCUCAAUUAGAGAGUGAUUACAUGGCAGGGAAAAAACUGGUUAACCAAAUCUUAAUUGAUGUACUGCACAAAUGUGAAGAGAUGAGAGAACAGUUUUCGCGACCGAAAGACGACUGGCUAUUCCGACCGACAUACAGUCAUAAGGUUAGCGAACACAACUGUUCAGCCUGUGAUCCGACCCAGUUAGUGAACCGUUCUGAGAGGAUAACUGAUGAGCCCUAUUUUCAUUAUGGCUUGAUCGCUUCCGGAGAUCAGGUCAUGAAAGAUGCCAAGACCCGAGAUUCCAUUGCUCAGGGUCUAGACAUACUCUGUUUUGAAAUGGAGGCUGCUGGGCUCAUGGACGAACUCCCAUCUCUUGCCAUUCGAGGCAUCUGUGACUACUGCGAUUCCCAUAAAAAUAAACAGUGGCAAGGAUAUGCCGCCCUUGCUGCUGCUGCCUAUGCGAAGGCUCUACUGUCAGUGGUGCCUACUUACUGCUACAAGGAAUCAUAUAAAUCAACGAAACCAGUUUGGAUGGUCCCCUUUAGAAGGAACCUGCAAUUUGUAGGUCGGGAAGAAGUCACCAGGGCUGAGGAAUUGAUUAUGGAGCCGAACGGAGCUGGCAAAGUUGCUAUCUACGGACUAGGCGGAAUUGGAAAGACCCAGAUUGCACUUGAACUGGCAUAUCGCAUGCGAAACCGAGACCCUGAGUGCUCGAUUUUCUGGGUCACAUGUACCAGCUAUGAGAGUGUGGAACAAGCCUACAUGAGCAUCGCCUCAAAGCUAGGAAUGGCUGAUAUAAAACCAGCAGAGGUAAAAGAAAAAAUCAAGGCUUAUCUCAGCCAGAAGAGUGCUGGGAAGUGGCUUCUUCUUUUUGAUAACGCGGAUGAUAUAGAGAUGUGGAGCAAGGAUAACACUAAUAAUUCAGUACUGACAGACUUUCUUCCUCAAAGUGAGCAGGGCCAUAUUCUUUUCACCACACGCAGUCGGAAGGUAGCUGUGAAACUAGUGUCUUCUUAUAUAAUAAUAAUCUCUGAGCCGGACACAGAGACUGCUAUCAAAAUUUUACAAAACUCACUAGUUGAAAAAACCUUACUUAAUGAUCAUGAUAUAGCCAUUACUCUUCUUGAGCAGCUGGCCUUUCUUCCAUUGGCAAUUACCCAGGCGGCAGCGUAUAUCAAUGAAAAUAGCAUUGGUCUCUCUGACUAUAUUAUACUUUUACAGGACCAGGAGCCUGAUGUGAUUGAAUUGCUGAGUGAAGACUUUGGAGAUGAAAGGCGAUAUAAAGAUACCCAGAAUCCUGUUGCAUUAACCUGGCUCAUCUCAUUUCAGCAAAUUCAGCGAUCAAAUGAACUGGCGGCAGACUAUCUGUCAUUCAUGGCCUGUAUCAACCCUCGCGAUAUUCCACAGUCCUUACUUCCCCGGCCAAUCUCAACCAAGAAGAGAAUUGAUGCCAUCGGCCUUCUCAAGGCCUUCUCCUUUAUUAGUGAGAAUGGCAGGGACUGUUCUUUAAAUCUACACAGACUAGUCCAUCUUGCAACUCGGAACUGGAUGAGAAAGAGCCAACAGUUUAGUCGGCAUAUAUUGAAAACUGCAGACCGAUUGAGCGAAGCUUUCCCGAACAAUGACCAUAUCAAUCGAAAGGUGUGGCGGGAAUAUCUACCGCAUGCAUUUUCUCUAAUAGCAGAAGCUGACUUCCAGAAGGAGCAGGAGAAAUAUAUUAAUUUUAUUGUGAAUAUUUGGAGCUGUUUGUAUAGUGACGGCAGAUGGAAGGAAGCAGAAGAGCUAGGGAUGCAGGUGGUGCAGCUCCGCAAGCAAGGACUAUGGAAGGAAGCAGAAGAGCUGGGGAUGCAGACACUGGAGCUCCGCAAGCAAGUGCUGGGACCAGAGCAUCCAGACACUCUCACCAGCAUGAACAACCUUGCCUAUACAUGGAAACUACUAGGAAAGGUCAAGGAUGCCUUAGCUCUGAUGAAAAAGUGUAUAGAGCUCCGCCGCAACUUCUUGGGUCCAGAUCACCCACUUAAGCCAACCCAGCAAACUUCAGCUGCAGCCCCUGCUGCCUUGCCUAUCCACAAUCACUCUCCCAAGCAGAUGAAAUCGGACUCCGAACCUGUCACAGGCGGCAAACGAUGGGCAUUCAGACGGCUUUUCCAGAGACGAUGA
Molecule: messenger RNA, 2595 nt
Organism: Aspergillus alliaceus
Lineage: Eukaryota; Fungi; Ascomycota; Eurotiomycetes; Eurotiales; Aspergillaceae
Exons: 3
Coding region: 1-2595 (864 amino acids)
Biological process (GO): nucleoside metabolic process
Molecular function (GO): catalytic activity; ADP binding; protein binding
Source: RefSeq, a predicted model, not a curated record